This is a messenger RNA of Aspergillus aculeatus ATCC 16872, 1377 nucleotides long. Its product is annotated as GMC oxidoreductase. The coding region runs from base 1 to 1377 and encodes 458 amino acids. NCBI's taxonomy places the organism in Eukaryota, Fungi, Ascomycota, Eurotiomycetes, Eurotiales, Aspergillaceae. Gene Ontology annotation, molecular function: flavin adenine dinucleotide binding; oxidoreductase activity, acting on CH-OH group of donors. The transcript has 6 exons. The record is from RefSeq and is a predicted model, not a curated record.
AUGCGUACCAAUUUAUUACCAUUCCUCCCCCUGCCCCCCGCCCCCGCCGAGGGGCAUGACUACAUCGUCGUCGGUGGCAGUCCUUCGGGGAUAAUCACGGCAGAGCGCCUAGCUGAAGCGAACAAGAAGGUCCUGCUCCUGCUCCUGGAGCGCAGCAUCACAGGUUCAACCGUCGCCAGGGGGUCUAACCACUCUUUGGUUUGGAACGACACCUUGACGGCUAUUGAUGUCCCCGGCUUGUCAUUCGAUGUGGGCAACAUCGAUUAUGUCGGCAGCUAUCUGUGCUCCGAUACCGAGGGAACCGCCGCUUGUAUCCUCGGGGGAGGCGUCUCGGUCAAUUAUAUGGUCUUUGUUCACCCUCCCGAUCGUGAUUUCGACGACAAGUGGCCGAUGGGGUGGAAGUGGCAAGAGGUGCAAGCUGGGGCGGAGCGGCUAUACCUUUGCAACCCUGGUAACAGCCUGCCUUCCGCUGACAGCCGGCGUCACGGCCAGGUUUUGUACAAUAUUCUAGCCAACUUCUUCUCCCGCGUUGGCUGGCGAUUCGUAGAUAUGAGCGCCCAACGCAAUGAGAAGUACGAGGUCUGCAGCCACCCCGUUUGGAACAUCGAGAAUUACAAACUUGUGGGUCUACUCCGCACGUAUCUACCACGGGCUCUGCAGCGUGCUAACUUCUCUCUGCGUAUGGAUGCGAAGGUCACACGCGUGGUCCGCGACGGCAGCCGCGCCACGGCACCUCGGGGUCGUGUGGUGCUGUCGGCCGGCGCCUUAUCCUCGCCACAAAUCCCCUUCAACUCCGGCAUCGGCCCGAGCGCCCAGAUUGAGACGGCCCGACGGAGUGGCGUUGCUGUCCCGCCGACUACGGACUGGUUUAAUCUGUCCGUCGGGGUAGAUUUGAUGAAUCAUCCGAUCUUCUCUAUUGUGGGCUCGUGUACUCCUCCUGCCGAGGGUGUUGUGACUAUCACUGUCUAUAUGACUCACGGGCUGACUUCGACCGGCGCGCUCGGGCUUAGUACGUCCCAGAAGACAAUCUUUGAGUCGAUGGUGGAUGCCAUCACCGCCCCUGGGACUGGCCUGGAGCUCCAGGAAUACACAAUUACCUCCCCAAUCCUGAGCUCCCUCACGGCAGGGAUCCACUAUGCUGGUACGACGAGGAUGGGCCUUGACGACGGUCGCUACCCCAACGGCACCGCGGUGGUGGACACGAACACGAAGGUGUACGGAAUGGACAAUCUGUUACGUUACCUGUGGAGUUUCCCAACCUACAUCUUUGAUAGUGGCAUUCACCCGGAUCUGACCUCAGACAACAACCAGGCCUAUAUCAUGGUCGUGGCUGAGAAUGCCGUGCUACGGAUUCUGUCUCGUCCGGAUGACGAGUAG